Molecule: messenger RNA, 1423 nt
Organism: Cuscuta europaea
Lineage: Eukaryota; Viridiplantae; Streptophyta; Magnoliopsida; Solanales; Convolvulaceae
Source: the annotation of a GenBank genome assembly
CUUAAUAAUAAUAAUAAUAAUAAUAAAGUAACCUAUAAAUAUAAGCACUCAUAAAUCAUAAUUCUAUACACUGUAGAUCUUAACCUCUCUAAGCCUCAAGACUGGAGUGUUUCCAAUUUGGGCCUUUUUAGCUGUGUGAAAUAAUUUGGCAGCUCCUCCAAAGCCCGGAUUCUUGAGUCUUUUUCAGCGCAUUUCAAGGAAAAUUACUUGGAAGAGAAAGGGAGAGAGAGGGGGGAAAUUCAGUUUAUUCUCCAUCUUUCUUCUUGUCUGAAAUUCUUUUUUCAGGAGCAGAGAGAAUAAUAUCAUGGAGUCUCAGGUUUUGGUCGCUCUUUGUCUAUCAAUGUUGGGUGGUCUAAGUACCUCUUUAGGUGCUCUGUUCGUGAUCAUAUGUGAGACCCCCAACUUGAAGAUGCUUGGCCUAUUGCAGGGUUUUGCUGCAGGUCUUAUGCUGAGCAUAUCAUUCUUUGACUUGGCCCAUAAUGCAUUGAACUCCAUUGGAUUCUUAAGGGGAAAUCUUUGGUUCUUUGCAGGUGUUGCUUUCUUUGCUCUCAUUUCAAGCUUCAUCCCAGAACCUAGUCUUUCUCCCAGUUCAGAAGUUCAGAACAAAAAGCAGAAAGGUGGGGAUGAUGGUGGAAAAGAUAUCAUGAAAAAACACCGCCGUCAAGUCCUCUUCAGUGGAAUCGUUACAGCAAUAGGCAUAAGCUUGCACAACUUUCCGGAGGGAAUGGCUGUAUUCCUUGGAUCAAUGAAGGGUCUUCGAGUUGGCAUGAAUUUGGCUUUUGCUAUUGCACUGCACAACAUUCCAGAGGGUGUUGCAGUUGCACUUCCAGUUUAUUUUGCAACUCAGAGUAAAUGGAAAGCAUUCAAGAUUGCAACACUUUCUGGCUUGGCUGAGCCCCUGGGUGUUAUAAUUGUAGCCUACAUAUUUCCAAGAAGCUUAAGUCCUGAAGUUUUGGAGGGCCUCCUUGGAUCAGUUGGUGGGGUAAUGGCUUUCCUAACCCUGCACGAAAUGCUGCCGCUAGCAUUUGACUAUGCAGGCCAAAAGAAUGCAGUCAAGGCCGUGUUCUUUGGUAUGGCUUUCAUGUCCGCUAGCCUAUAUUUCCUUCAGACCAGCUUGCCGGAGGACGUAAGCUUGUGAGACAAAUAUUCUGAUUAGAUUGCAACUUGAAAUAUCAAUCACCCUCGAGAUUUGUUAUUAAGUGGAAGCAAACAGAGUGAGCUGUUGAAUGAAAAGAAACCGGAUAAAUUAUGUUAUUGUAAAAUGAGGGAUAUAUAUGGCAAAAUGCUUUGUGUCUUGCUAUACAUAUUUAUAGAAACACACAUGCAUACACUCAUCACACAGUUGUGUAAAAUUAUGACAAUUGAUCCUCCUUGACAUGUAAAUUAAACAACACUAACAAGAUUACAAGGCACCUAAGUUUCA